AAGCAGCAGGGGAGGGUAGCAUUUCCUGGGAGGAGCAGUUGUGGAAGGAUUUGUGUCAGUCCAAAGUGCAGGCCUGAAGGCAAGCGAAUGUAGUCCCCACCCCUUGUUAGUGGAUUGGUGGAGAACCAGACACCAGGACUUGGCAGGCAUCUCUACAGUUCAUCCUGCUGCAGCAGCCUCGUGUCAGAAGACUCUAGGGUAACAUGGUUCAGCAAAUCCUUUACAGAGCUCUGGUCUCCAGCAAAUGGCUUGCAGAAUGUGUCCGGGCCAAUAAAAUCGGACCUGAUGUGCGUGUGCUGGAUGCAUCAUGGUAUGAACCAGGGCAGAGGGAUGCUCAGAAGGAGUUCAGAGAGCAGCACAUCCCUGGUGCCUCCUUUUUUGAUAUUGAGGAGUGCAAAGACAAGUCCUCUCCUUAUGAGCUCAUGCUACCCAGUGAAAAAAACUUUGCUGACUACGUUGGACACCUGGGCAUCAGCAACCACACGCAUGUGGUGGUGUAUGAUGGAGAUCACUUGGGCAGCUACUAUGCACCACGAGCCUGGUGGAUGUUCCGGGUUUUCGGGCAUCGAACUGUCUCUGUAUUGAAUGGGGGGCUCAAGAACUGGGUGAAGGAAGGUCACCCUGUGACAUCAGAGAUCACCCAGCCAGAGCCAGGCGUGUUUAAAGCCACCCUGGACAAAUCGCUCCUGAAGACCUAUGAAGAGAUGGUAUCGAAUAUGACAUCCAAGCGGUUCCAGAUGGUGGACUCCAGAUCUGAAGGAAGAUUCCAAGGAACAGAACCUGAGCCAGGGAACCAAGGGCUUGAACCAGGCCAUAUUCCAGGCUGCUCGAACAUGCCUUUUUUCGAUUUCUUAACCGAGGAAGGAUUUGAAAAGGACACCGAAGAGCUCCAUCGCAUGUUCCAGGCGAAGAAGGUAGACCUCUCAAAACCACUGAUUGCCACCUGCCGCAAGGGGGUCACAGCCUGCCACAUUGCCCUGGCAGCAUACCUGUGUGGCAAACCGGAUGUGGCUGUCUAUGAUGGAUCCUGGUCAGAAUGGUUUCGUCGCGCUUCUCCAGAAUACAGAGUUUCCAAGUGGAAUAGCAACAAAGUAUAAUAAAAGAGGUGCAUCUGCAGUGCUACUUCAUGCUCUGAAGUUGGGUUUCUUAAAUCAUGUUUAACUAAGCAAAGGAAGGGGAAAUAUGUGAAACCUAGUCCUUUAUAAUUUUUUUAGUUUUCUAAUCCACUUGGUGCGUGUUUUUAUCUCUGUCUCCUUUCCUUAAUCGGGUAAUUGAAUAAACUGGAAUUUCAAGUCAA
Molecule: messenger RNA, 1297 nt
Organism: Sphaerodactylus townsendi
Lineage: Eukaryota; Metazoa; Chordata; Lepidosauria; Squamata; Sphaerodactylidae
Gene: TST
Product: thiosulfate sulfurtransferase
Exons: 2
Coding region: 204-1097 (297 amino acids)
Biological process (GO): transsulfuration
Cellular component (GO): mitochondrion
Molecular function (GO): thiosulfate-cyanide sulfurtransferase activity
Source: RefSeq, a predicted model, not a curated record